Messenger RNA from Coregonus sp. 'balchen', 210 nucleotides. The record is from the annotation of a GenBank genome assembly. Lineage: Eukaryota; Metazoa; Chordata; Actinopteri; Salmoniformes; Salmonidae.
AUGGAGAACUGUACGGCUGAAGGAGCAGCGACCACAGACACAGAAGGUAUCCAUCUGAACUGCAGCAUGUCCGGGAGGCAUAACGUCAUCUUCACCCUGAUCCCAGUAGUGUACGGCUGUAACUUUGUCAUCAUCAUGGUGGGGAACAGCAUGGUGGUGGCGGUCAUCUACCACUACAUGAAGUGGCCAACGUGUUCGUUCCCAACCUAG